UCUCGCGGGGCGCAGACUGCAUGGCUCCUCUCUGCCUCAAUUGCUCCACCCUCCCUGGAGACAGGUCCCUGGGUACAAGGAGCCCGGUGCCCUGCAAUGGCAGCAGCGUCCUGGGGCCCUUUGACCCCCAGGACUUGAACCUGACUGAUGAGGAGCUCAGGCUCAAGUACCUGGGGCCCCAGCAGACGGAGCUGUUCGUGCCCAUGUGUGUCACGUACCUGUUGAUCUUCGUGGUGGGCGCCGUGGGCAACGCGCUGACCUGCAUGGUCAUCCUGUGCCACAGGGCCAUGCGCACGCCCACCAACUACUAUCUCUUCAGCCUGGCCGUGUCGGAUCUGAUGGUGCUGCUUCUGGGUCUGCCCCUGGAGCUCUACGAGAUGUGGCACAACUACCCUUUCCUGCUGGGCGCCGGGGGCUGCUACUUCCGCACGCUGCUCUUCGAGACUGUCUGCCUGGCCUCGGUGCUCAACGUCACCGCCCUGAGCAUAGAGCGCUACGUGGCCGUGGUGCACCCGCUGCAGGUCAGGUCCGUAGUGACGCACGCCCACGUGCGCCGCGUGCUCGGGGCCAUCUGGGGCCUCGCCCUGCUCUGCUCUCUGCCCAACACCAGCCUGCACGGCAUUCGGCAGCUGGACGUGCCCUGCCGGGGCACAGUGCCCGACUCGGCCGUGUGCACCUUGGUCCGCCGGAGAGCCCUCUACAACCUGGUCGUGCAGGCCACCGCGCUGCUCUUCUUCUGCCUGCCCAUGGCCGCCAUCAGCGUGCUCUACCUGCUAAUCGGGCUGCGGCUGCGGCGGGACAGGCUGCUGAUCCUCAGGCAGGAGGCCAAGGGCAGGGCCAGGACUAGCGACGGCCGCAGGCUCCAGCCGCUGCAGGAUAGGGGUCGGACACAGGUGACCAAGAUGUUGUUUGUGCUGGUCGUGGUGUUUGGGAUCUGCUGGGCCCCGUUCCACGCCGACCGCCUCAUGUGGAGCCUCGUGUCCCGCUGGACCGAGGGCCUGCACCUGGCCUUCCAGCACGUGCACGUCGUCUCCGGCGUCUUUUUCUACUUCAGCUCGGCCGCCAACCCCGUGCUUUACAGCCUCAUGUCCAGCCGCUUCCGGGACACCUUCCGGGAGGCCCUGUGCCUGGGGACCCGGUGCCGCCGCCACGGUCCCCGCCACAGCUCCCGCAGCCUCAGCAGGGUGACCACGGGCAGCACCCUGUGUGACAUGGGCUCCUCCGGCAGCAGGGCCCAGCCCCUGGCUGAGAAUGGUGGCCCAGAGGCGUGGCAAGAGACGGACCCCUCCCGAGAGGAGCCUCAGGCAGCUUCACCCUGA
Molecule: messenger RNA, 1319 nt
Organism: Lipotes vexillifer (Yangtze River dolphin)
Lineage: Eukaryota; Metazoa; Chordata; Mammalia; Artiodactyla; Lipotidae
Gene: NMUR1
Product: neuromedin U receptor 1
Exons: 3
Coding region: 21-1319 (432 amino acids)
Biological process (GO): neuropeptide signaling pathway
Cellular component (GO): plasma membrane
Molecular function (GO): neuromedin U receptor activity
Source: RefSeq, a predicted model, not a curated record